AUGUGGAAGUGGACUUCACAAGCGUAUAAUCUAACAGCUAUAAUACUUCUGAUAAUCGCUGGAAUUCUUCUUCUUAUUUUAUGUGUUCUUAGCAUAUUAUUCUGUCGUCGAAGAAGAUCUUCGUGGGGAGGUGACUCAUCCGUUUUGGCAGCGCCUUGGAAUGAAAGUUCUUGUUACAACGAAGCAUUCGAUUAUGCGGAUGAGACUAGCCCUUGGCGAAUAGAACAGCGCAGAUGUGCGCGAGAAAAAGAAGUUAGUAGUGAUGGAACAGCAAAAAUUGAUCUCAACUUACAAAGACUGGAUCCAUCUGUAGGCGCUGCACUAGCUGUGGAACAGUUAUUAAGAGAUAGUUAUGUGUUUGAUACACGGCUCAUGCCAAAGCCAGAAGCUGACGUUCGUAUAAUCGCAGCGAAAAGAGAUUACUUAUGA
Molecule: messenger RNA, 429 nt
Organism: Auanema sp. JU1783
Lineage: Eukaryota; Metazoa; Nematoda; Chromadorea; Rhabditida; Rhabditidae
Source: the annotation of a GenBank genome assembly